UGAACUGUCAAUAGUGGAUUGAACUGAGAACUGAAUGGAAUUCUGUCGCCGCUUACUGUCUGUGACCAGCGGCAUUUUCGUAAUAAACUGAGCUCUACUUUCUUGUAAAUAACCGCUUAUUACUUUUCCUAGUUUAGCUCUGAAGGACCUUGCUGAACAUCGACUAUCAUUAUCAUUAUCUUCAGAAAGAGAAUAGUCAGACCGUCAGCCCCUCAACGGAGGUGUUCAGGAGCAGAAGAAAACAACACAGCGUGUGAUUUACAAAGGUGGAUUAUGGAGAAGUAUAAGUUAUCGAAUCAAUUUUAGGAUAAUUUCCAGUCGAGAGAAAAGUGCUCAAAUCAUCGUGAUGUUUGAAGAUUCAUAGCAAGAUAUGAAGGGAGUGUCUUCAUGUACAGUAGCUGAUAAGAGCUUAAUCUGGAGCCUCAGAAGAUUGGCAGAAGGAAAGGAAUCACACUCUUCAAUAAGGCCCUAAUGGAGAAUGAGACCAUCUCUUCGGGCUAUGUCCCACAUUACCUUCUUCACGGAGAUCCCUUUGCUUCCAAGCUGUCCAAGGAGGCAGACAUAGUGGCGGCGUUCUACAUCCUUAUCAUCGGUAUCUUGUCAUCCACUGGAAAUGGUUAUGUCAUAUACACAACCAUCAAACGGAAGGGCAAGUUAAAGCCACCAGAGUUCAUGACACUGAAUCUUGCUGUGUUCGACUUUGGCAUAUCGGUCACUGGAAAGCCAUUCUUCAUAGUGUCUAGUUUUGCCCAUCGCUGGCUGUUUGGCUGGCAGGGUUGUUGCUACUACGGCUGGGCCGGCUUUUUCUUCGGAUGCGGAAGUCUAUUUACGAUGACCAUUGUCAGCUUUGACCGCUACUUGAAGAUCUGUCAUUUAAAAUAUGGUACAUGGUUCAAAAGGCGUCAUGCCUUUCUCUGUCUGGUUUUUACAUGGAUCUAUGCUGCCUUCUGGGCCACCAUGCCAGUAUUGGGUUGGGGCAACUACGCACCUGAGCCGUUUGGCACCUCCUGCACGCUGGACUGGUGGCUGGCCCAGGCCUCGGUGUCUGGCCAGAGCUUUGUUAUGUGCAUGCUCUUCUUCUGUCUCAUCUUCCCCACUGGCAUCAUCGUCUUUUCCUAUGUCAUGAUCAUCUUCAAGGUCAAAUCCUCAGCCAAAGAAGUCUCUCAUUUCGACACACGGAAUAAGAACAACCACAGCCUGGAGAUGAAGUUGACUAAGGUGGCGAUGUUGAUCUGCGCAGGGUUUUUAAUAGCUUGGAUCCCUUAUGCUGUGGUAUCAGUGGUGUCUGCUUUUGGAGAGCCUGAUUCAGUGCCUAUCUCAGUCUCUGUUGUGCCAACUUUGCUGGCCAAGUCCGCUGCUAUGUACAAUCCAAUCAUAUAUCAGGUCAUUGACUGUAAGAAGAACUGUGCAAAAGCUUCCUGCUUUCAAGCUUGGAGGAAAAAGAAACACUACAGGACUUCAAGGUUCUACUCCAUCUCUCCCUCCCUGAAACAGAGAGCAGCCAAUGAAGUUCCAAUUGAGAUAUGAGGAAAUGACAGGAACUCACAAUGGGCCUGUGAUAGGACACUGGGCAAUUUAUUAUUGUGCAAUUUAGACAUCAACAGUACAUUUCCUACCGCCGUCAACGUCACAUAAUCUGCAAACACAUCGCUUAAAUUGAUCUGUGUGUAUAAAAAAAUUAAGUGGUAAAUAGGAUUCAGUUUUGUUUUUUAUGUUUAUUUGUUUGUGUUGUAUUCCAGCCUUCUCAGAACCACAAUGUUAAAAUCAUCUGCUUGAACUCUAAAGUGGCUUUGCUUUUCAACAAGUCUGUGUUCUGUCUAUUGAAGCUAACUGAAACCAGUCACACUCACGUCUGUACAAGAGCAUGGUCACAGAUAAACAACAAUAUAUAGAUAUAGAUAUAUACCAUACAGACAACAUUUGUGCAUAAUUAUAUAUUUUUAUCAGAUUGAAUGGACACUGAUGCACUGAUUCAGACCACUGAAUUUCUUUUACAUUAUUAUAAGAGACGUGGCACGAUAGUUUUGGGGCAUGUGCAAUGAUUAUAUAAUUACAUCAGAAAUUUUACAUUGAAAGGUGUCCUCCAAAGAUUCAGUUCAUGGUCUUUAGAAUUUCUGUGUUUUCUUCAUUUUAUUUUUAAUCAUUUAAUUAAUUUUAACAUUCUUUUUAUAUAGUAACCUUUUGCAUGUUAUCAAGCUGCAGGAAGCCCCUAAGGUUAAAAGAAAGUGAACAGUUGGUAAAUAUAAGUUGUUUACAGGUACUAGUGUGGUUAAAUGUUUUCCACAAAUAUUAUAAACGUUCUGUGGAAGUUGGACAAUAAUAGAAGUUCUAACAGUUAAUAAUGAAGCAAGCUUGGUUUACAAAAAACUUAAAGAGCCUAAAAUGAACAUUCAAUGUAUAAUGAUGAUGGAUUAGAUAGAAGCUUGUAAAUACUCAAAACAAAAUGUUAGCACAAUGAUAGCUAAUUGUUAUUAAAUGUGAAAUAGUUUACACUUAUUUUUAUGCAGAUCACUAUUUUACCUUAAUGGCAAGCAGAAAUAUUUCUGUUUCUGGAGGUUUGGUUAUGCAGUAGACAUAUGAUCAAAAUUAAAUUGUAUUUAUUUUAUUUAAAUUUAGCAAAGUGCACUCCAUUAACGUUUAUGUAUUUAAAAAACACUCAAAUACACUGUAAAAUACCCUGUUUAGUGAUAAAAACUAAAUAAACAAAAGCAAAAAUAUCUAUUCUUGGAAGGCAAAGUAUUUAGUCCAGAGUAAUUUUUUAGCCCUUUGAAAAGGUUAACAACAAUUUGAAAAGCUUUUAACCAUGACAAAUAUUUUUCAGUGAGAGAAAUGACAUUUUUGUGUAAUGUAUCUUAGACAAUUGUUUACAAAGGUUUUAAAUGAGCAGCUUUGUUUGUCUGCUCUCAUCAAUAAAUGCUUGAAUAAAGUUUAAUUUGCAAAUGCAUGGUUUGAGCCUGUUGGGUUCCGGUUUGAAUGGCCGGAGAUUCCCCAUUCUUAUCUCCUGAGCCUCUGACAGCUGUAUUACCCAAAGGUACUUCUUCAAAUCCUCACAGUCUGUUGGUAGCUGAGCCUUAUGGUGUUGGAUUUCCCUCAGCAGUUUAUCCCGUUUUUCAGCAGUUCAGUAUAAUGCCCACAUCUUUUCUCUGCUGCUUUCAUGCCGUUGUGACUGAGAGGGUGACUUCCCCUGCAAAUCAAUGCCCCAGUUGCAGGACGCAGAAAAUGCACUGGAUGCCUCACUGACUGCCUUCUGCUGUCCUUGCCAUAAUGCAGUUUACAGCACGCAGGAGCCAGAAUAACAACCAGACAAUACGCCAAAAGACCUUUCAAUUUCCACUGAAAGCUAUAAAAGCCAUCUCUCUCAUUGUCUUUAACUGUGACUUGAAAUGAAUGCCUUUUCAUGUAUCUUGUGCUUUAAUCAGCCUGAUGAAUUAUGUACAGUAUAUAGAAUGAUUAGCAAAUUGAACCUGAAGUGAAAAAUAUAAUGAAUCCAAAGGUAAACCUAUGAUGUGUCCUUUAAGUAGAUAGGAUAAACGUUCCUCCUCAAUCAGAUCUGACAGGCUUGUCAAUGAAUAAGACUGAUAAACCUUACAAAAAAGCUUUUGAAGAAGAAAUCGUCAUUAAAUGAAAGAAUAGACUAUUCUACUAUAAAUAAUAUUUUGCUUUAUUAUCAAACCUGUAGGUUUUGACUAAUGAUCAAGGGAAGCACUUAGAACCAACCAGAAAAAUGCAUUGCCAUGUGAAUUGAUGUUAAAUAGGACAUCUUAAGUGUUCUAAAGCUAAGUGGUGAUCUGGGAGGCCAAUAAAGCUGGCAGAUUGAAGAAUACCAAUGAUUUGCAUAUUUUGCAAACGAGAGGCACAAUGCAUCUUCUAUACUAUUUUUAGAAUUCUGCUACUGCAAUAAAGCCUGUCACAAGUAACAAA
Carassius carassius (crucian carp) is the source of this 3921-nucleotide messenger RNA. Its product is annotated as opsin-5-like. NCBI's taxonomy places the organism in Eukaryota, Metazoa, Chordata, Actinopteri, Cypriniformes, Cyprinidae. Gene Ontology annotation, biological process: G protein-coupled receptor signaling pathway. The transcript has 8 exons. Gene Ontology annotation, molecular function: G protein-coupled receptor activity. The record is from RefSeq and is a predicted model, not a curated record. Gene Ontology annotation, cellular component: membrane. The coding region runs from base 472 to 1527 and encodes 351 amino acids.